CCUUAGCGGCCACUCGCCACCCUGGCACCCGCACUCACACCGGCUCCGUGAGUGCCAGCCUUCAGGCCUGCCGGUGCUCCCCAUCACACAGUGGGUGUCGCCCCGUCCCUGCUGCAGCUCCUGCCCCGCAUGCCUGUUCCUCCUUUCAGCUGGCAAGUCCGACUCCUCCUCCUCACUCCAGCCACCCCAAGGGGGAGGUGCAGCCCUCCCCUCCCCCGCCUUGCCGGCCCGCAGCCACAGCCACACGCAUUUGCAGCCGGUUGUUUCCCGAGGCGCCUCCUGCGAGCGUCUUCAGGUUGGGGACGCAGCCUGUUGGCCUUACCCGGUGGAAGGCAGUGUUUCCGCCUGUGUCCUGCUUUGGUGACUGGGGCGUUUAACUGCAAAACGCAAGUGGUGAUUCUGGAAGAGGAAACUGCCCUUUCUCCCAGAGGAGGCUCAGAGCAGACCAGACGUGGCCCACUUGUAGCUCAGCCCAGACCCGGCUCUCUCAGAGCGUGCCGGCCCCGCGGAAGAUGGGGAACUCCUACGCCGGGCAGCUGAAGACCACGCGCUUCGAGGAGGUGCUGCACAACUCCAUCGAGGCCUCCCUGCGCUCCAGCAGCCUGGUGCCCCGGCCUGUCUUCUCCCAGCUCUACCUGGAAGCCGAGCGGCAGCUCUCGGCGCUGGAAGGCGGGAGCCGAGUGGACAAUGAGGAAGAGGAGGAAGAGGGAGAAGGUGCCCUGGAGCCCAACGGCCCUGCCACCCCCUACCAGAUGCACCCCCCGCCUGAGGGGUGCUGCACCACUGACGGCUUCUGCCAGGCAGGCAAGGACCUGCGUCUGGCCUCCAUUUCCAGCGAGCCCCUCGAGGUGCCGGCCGGCUUCCUCCUGGUGGGGGCCAAGUCGCCCAGCCUGCCCGACCACCUGCUGGUGUGCGCCGUGGACCAGCGCUUCCUGCCAGACGACAGCGGCCACAACGCUCUUCUGGGUUUCUCCGGGAACUGCGUGGGCUGCGGGAAGAAGGGCUUCUGCUACUUCACCGAGUUUUCCAACCACAUCAACCUGAAGCUGACCGCCCAGCCCAAGAAGCAGAAGCACCUCAAGUGUUACCUGGUCCGCAACGCCCAGGGGGCGCUCAUGCAAGGGCCCCUCAUCUGUUGGAAGGGCUCUGAGUUCAGAAGCCGGCAGACCUCCGCCAGCACCUGUCCCAGCUCUCCCUUCCCGCCACUGGAGAGCCCAGGGCCUCUGGCUGCCUUCUCCAGUGAGCCCACUCCUGGGACCAAUCCCAGCAUCGCAAUGGGAGCCCAGCAGGCAGGCCCGGCCUCUGACCACCCCUCGCUGAGCGCGGCCAUGGCUCCAGCUGUUUUCAACGGCAAAGACUCCCCGAAGCACCAGCAGCUGGCAAGAAACAGCCUGUCCGCCGUGCCUCGGCCUUCGGCAUUAGGUAUCUUACCCAGCUCCGGGCCGCCCAAAAAGCGCCACAAGGGGUGGUCUCCAGAAUCUCCAUCAGCUGCGGAGGGGGGCUACCCCCAGGGUGGUGGCACCAGAGCUAAGUAUGAGAGUGCAGGUGUGUCCUGCGUGCCGCAGGUCGGCUUGGUGGGACCAGCCUCGGUCGCCUUUCCCGUUGUGGCCUCUGGAGAACCAGUGUCUGUUCCUGACAACUUGCUGCAGAUCUGCAAGGCCAAGCCAGUGAUCUUUAAAGGCCACGGGAACUUCCCUUACCUCUGCGGGAACCUCAGCGACGUGGUGGUGAGCCCCCUCCUGUACACCUGCUACCAGAACUCUCAGUCCAUCUCCAGGGCCUACGAGCAGUGCGGGGCCGCCACCAUCCAGCCCAUCUCCGAGGAGAUGCAGCUCCUGCUGACCGUCUACUAUCUCGUCCAGCUGGCGGCUGACCAGGUGCCGCUGAUGGAGGACCUGGAGCGGAUCUUCCUGCGCUCCUGGCGCGAGUCGCACCUGACCGAGAUCCGGCAGUACCAGCAGGCGCCGCCGCAGCCCUUCCCGCCCGCGCCCGGCGCCGUGGCGCCUGUCACCUCCGCGCAGCUGCCCUGGCUGGCCGGCCUGGCCGCCAGCUCCUGCAACGACAGCGUGUACAUCAUCGAGUGCACCUACUCCCUGGCCGAGGGCCUCUCCGAGAUGUUCCGGCUGCUCGUCGAGGGCAAGCUGGCCAAGACCAACUACGUGGUGAUCAUCUGUGCCUGCCGGAACGCGGCCAUCGACUCCUGCAUCGCCGUGACGGGGAAAUACCAAGCCCGGAUUCUGUCUGAGAGCCUCCUCACCCCAGCGGAGUACCAGAAGGAAGUCAAUUAUGAGCUGGUUACAGGGAAGGUGGACUCGCUGGGGGCCUUUUUCAGCACCCUGUGCCCAGAGGGGGACAUUGACAUUUUGCUGGACAAAUUUCAUCAGGAAAAUCAAGGCCACAUUUCUUCCUCACUUACUGCUUCCUCUGUCGCCAAGUCAGCACCCCUGGAUGUCGGUGGGGCACCUGCAUGCACAAGUUCCAGCCUGGAGUCCCGCUGUCUGCGGCCCUUCCAGCUGGCUGUGGCCCAGAAGCUCCUCUCCCACGUGUGCUCCAUCGCCGACUCCAGCACCCAGAACCUGGACUUGGGCUCCUUCGAGAAGGUCGACUUCCUGAUUUGCAUCCCUCCCUCAGAGGUGACCUACCAGCAGACCCUCUUCCACGUCUGGCACUCAGGGGUUUUGCUGGAGCUGGGCCUGGAAAAGGAGCACCUGACCAAGCAGAGGGUGGAACAGUAUGUUCUGAAGCUGGACACCGAGGCACAGACCAAGUUUAAGUCCUUUCUGCAAAAUUCCUUCCAGAACCCGCACACACUCUUUGUCCUGAUCCAUGACCACGCCCACUGGGAUCUUGUGAGUAGUGCUGUUCAUAAUCUCUAUUCCCAAAGCGACCCGUCUGUGGGAUUGGUAGACAGAUUGUUCAACUGCAGGGAGGUGAAGGAGGCCCCCAACAUCGUCACUCUUCAUGUGACCUCCUUCCCCUACGCGCUGCAGACCCAACACACGCUCAUCAGCCCCUACAACGAGAUCCACUGGCCUGCCUCCUACAGCAACGGAGUGGACUUAUAUCCUGAGAACAAGAAGUACUUUGGGCUGUCCGAAUUCAUUGAGUCCACACUUUCGGGACACAGCCUGCCCCUGCUCAGAUACGACAGUUCCUUUGAGGCCAUGGUCACUGCACUGGGAAAAAGGUUCCCCCGGCUGCACAGUGCAGUGAUCAGGACCUUCGUCCUGGUGCAGCACUACGCGGCCGCCAUGAUGGCCGUGAGCGGCCUGUCACAGAUGAAGAACUACACGUCGGUGGAGACGCUGGAGAUCACCCAGAACCUCAUCAACUCCCCGAAGCAGUGCCCCUGUGGCCACGGGCUCAUGGUCCUACUGCGGGUGCCCUGCUCGCCCCUGGCGGCCGUGGCCUACGAGCGGCUGGCCCACGUGCGGGCACGGCUGGCCCUGGAGGAGCACUUUGAGAUCAUCCUGGGCAACCCCAGCUCGGGCAUCACCGUGGGGAAGCACUUUGUGAAGCAGCUCAAGAUGUGGCAAAAAAUCGAGGAUGCGGAGUGGAGACCUCAGACUUACCUGGAGCUGGAGGGCCUGCCUUGCAUCCUCAUCUUCAGUGGGAUGGACCCGCACGGGGAAUCCUUGCCAAGGUCUCUGCGCUACUGUGACCUGCGUCUGAUAAACUCCUCCUGCCUGGUGCGAACGGCCUUGGAGCAGGAGCUGGGCCUGGCCGCUUACUUCGUGAGCAGCGAGGUGCCCGUGGACAAGGGUUCCCGGAACGAGGCCCUGGAGAGCGACGCGGACAGGCUGAGCAGCACGGACAACGAGGACGAGGAGCCGGGGACGGAAGGCUCCGCCUCGGAGAAGAGAAGCCCCGUGAAGACGGAGAGGCCCGGCUCCCGAGACUCGGCGUCCUCGUCCCUCUCCUCGAAGGCGUCCAGCUCAGCGCUCGGCAGGGAGCCUUCAACUCAGCCAGGGGGACCCCUUCCGGGGGAGCAGGCCAGGUCGCCAGUGGCCUGUGGCCCUUCAGAGGAAGGCAGGGCCCCUGGGGAGCGCCAGAGGCUCCGAGCAAGUCGGGGGGCCCCGUCCAUCAUCAGCCCCGGGCUGGCCCCCCAGCCUGACUGUGGCCCCCGGUCCGGCCAGAGGAGCAUCCAGGCAUCGGUGCCCUCGUCGUCCUCCCAGCUCUCUGCCUGCUCGUCCUCCUCACCCACGGUGCCCGCUGCUGGCCCACUGGUCCUGCAGGCCUCGCAGUGCGCCCUGACCAAAGCCUGCCGGCAGCCGCCCGUCGUCUUCCUGCCCAAGCUGGUGUACGACAUGGUCACGUCCACGGACAGCAGUGGCCUGCCCAAGGCCGCCUCGCUGCUGCCCUCCCACUCGGUCAUGUGGGCCAGCUCCUUCCGGCCCCUGCUCAGCAAGACCAUGACGUCCACGGAGCAGUCGCUGUACUACCGCCAGUGGACGGUGCCGCGGCCCAGCCACAUGGACUACGGCAACCGCGCCGAGGGCCGCGUGGACAGCUUCCACCCGCGCCGGCUGCUGCUCAGUGGCCCCCCGCAGAUCGGGAAGACGGGCGCCUACCUGCAGUUCCUCAGCAUCCUGUCCCGGAUGCUCAUCCGGCUGACGGAGGUGGACGUCUAUGACGAGGAGGAGAUCAACAGCGACCUCCGAGGAGAAACAGAUUGGCAUUACCUCCAGCUCGGCGACCCCUGGCCGGACGUGGAGCUGUUCAGGAAGAUGCCUUUUGACUAUAUCAUUCACGACCCCAAGUACGAGGACGCCAGCCUGAUUUGUUCACACCAGCAGGGCAUAAAGAGCGAAGACAGAGGGAUGUCCCGGAAGCCCAAGGACCUGUACGUGCGGCGCCAGACGGCGCGGAUGAGGCUGUCCAAGUACGCGGCGUAUAACACCUACCACCACUGCGAGCAGUGCCACCAGUACAUGGGAUUCCACCCCCGCUACCAGCUCUAUGAGUCCACCCUGCACGCCUUUGCCUUCUCUUACUCCAUGCUAGGAGAGGAAAUCCAGCUCCACUUCAUCAUCCCCAAGUCCAAGGAGCACCACUUUGUCUUCAGCCAACCUGGAGGCCAGCUGGAGAGCAUGCGGCUGCCCCUCGUCACAGACAAGAGUCACGAAUACAUAAAAAGCCCAACCUUCACCCCCACAACCGGCCGUCACGAGCACGGGCUCUUCAACCUGUACCACGCGAUGGACGGGGCCAGCCACCUGCACGUGCUGGUGGUCAAGGAGUACGAGAUGGCCAUCUACAAGAAGUACUGGCCCAACCACAUCAUGCUGGUGCUGCCCAGCAUCUUCAACAGCGCCGGCGUCGGGGCCGCCCAUUUCCUGAUCAAGGAGCUGUCCUACCACAACCUGGAGCUCGAGCGGAACCGGCAGGAGGAGCUGGGCAUCAAGCCGCAGGAUAUCUGGCCUUUCAUCGUGAUUUCUGACGACUCCUGCGUGAUGUGGAACGUGGUGGACGUGGACUGCAGCGGGGAGAGGGCCAGCAGGGACUUCUCGUGGUCAGAGAGGAACGUCUCCUUGAAGCACAUCAUGCAGCACAUCGAGGCCGCCCCCAACAUCACCCACUACGCGCUGAUCGGCCUGCGGAAGUGGUCCAGCAAGACCGGGAGCCGCGAGGUGCGGGAGCCCUUCUCCCGCUGCCACGUGCACGACUUCAUCGUCCUGAACGUGGACUUGACGCAGAACGUGCAGUACAACCAGAACCGCUUCACGUGUGACGACGUGGACUUCAACCUGCGUGUGCACAGCGCCGGCCUCCUGCUCUGCCGCUUCAACCGCUUCAGUGUGAUGAAGAAGCAGAUAGCCGUGGGCGGGCACAGGUCCUUCCACAUCACGUCCAAGGUGCCCGACACCCCUGUGGCCGCCGUGCCCGCCCAGUACAUCUGCGCACCCGACAGCAAGCACACCUUCCUGGCGGCCCCCGCACAGCUGCUGCUCGAGAAGUUUCUCCAGCACCACAGCCACCGCUUCUUCCCGCUCUCCCUGAAGAAUCUCGCCCACCCGGUGCUGUCUGUGGACUGCUACCUUAACCUGGGGUCGCAGAUCUCGGUGUGUUACGUGAGCUCCAGGCCUCACUCUUUAAACAUCAGCUGUGCCGACUUCAUGUUCAGCGGACUCCUGCUGUACCUGUGCGACUCCUUCGUGGGCGCGAGCUUUUUGAAAAAGUUCCACUUUCUGAAAGGUGCCACCUUAUGUGUGAUCUGUCAGGACCGGAACUCCCUCCGCCAGACGGUGGUCCGCCUGGAGCUGGAGGACGAAUGGCAGUUCCGCCUGCGGGACGAGUUCCAGACGGCCAACGCCAAGGAGGACCGGCCGCUCUUCUUUCUGACUGGACGUCACAUUUGAGGACCACACUGGCGGGUUUUCUGGAGCCUUCCGUGCCUCGUCCCACUGAGGCUAAAGAAAGAACCAGAACCACCGGGUGUUGGAACUGGAAGGGCCUGGGAUCUGUCUGUUGUGCACCCCCUCGUGCAGGUGCUGGGGAACUGAGGCCCAGAGGUGGGUGGAUGGGGACUUCCCGAGCGUGAGGAGGACGAGCCAGACCUGAGCAAGAAGCCAUGUCCGUCUGCUGAGUUCCGGGCCACACCACGUCCCCCAGCGUGUCCAAGUUCACUUCAUGGAGAACAAAGUUUAACCUGCUGUCAGGGCCUCCGCAGGCUUCUACACACAAGCUCCCUUCUCUAAGUUCUUGGGUUAUCUGGAAAAGGGACCAGUAUUUCGGGCUGUGGCCAUGAGUUUGGUUGUAAACUACUACAAAGCAAUAUUCCAAAAAAGCUUUUUAACUGUAAAGGCAGGAGACAAGGAAAGAACUAAGUAGGUCGUUUAACAAGAAAGAUGCUGUUGCCUAGAAGUUUGCUUUUUUAGACGUUAGCCCAGAGGCAUUGAGGUUAAUAAAACAUAACAAAUUGUCCAGAGCCAAUAGGAUGCCAUUGGCAUAGUUGGCCAAAUACCCUCCCUCUGAGAAGGGGCAAAGGGAAAAAGAAACUUUCUUUAAAAGGGUUUCAGGAAGGGAUUUUGGAUUAUGGAGAUUGACUUAAUGGAGCAGAAUUUGCCUUACAAAGGGAAGAGGACCCGCUGGCUUGAGCAACUGAUCCGCCAAAGGUGUGUGGAAACCAGUUGGUCAGCACUAGACUUCUGCUGUAAGUUCCUGAAGCUCAGUUUUCAGCUCCUCAGAUGGUGAGCUCGGAGGAAUGCUUGGUCCCUGACCAGAGAGGAAGCCCGGACAGAGGAGAAGGCAGCAAGACGCUCCACUUUGAGGGCCCAGCCAUGUCUUUUUAACCAGCAUUGUCGAGCCCCCCCCCUACAGGCCAGGUGCUAUCACGGUUCCCUCUCCUUGGACAGCCCGUGUGGCCAGGAUGAGUCUCCCCAUUUGAAAGAUGAGAAGCAGAGAGGCCCUCGCCAGGAUCACACUCUGGACAGAAGCAGAGCACGAGUCAGACUCCUGGAUUCUGGACCCCAGAGUCCAUCUUACCCCGCAUGGCUUUUUGGAGUGGCCUGAAACCAAAGGAAAAGUCUAAAAAUAACUCAGAAAGUAACUCUCAGUGUGCUUUCUUAUACACAUCCAUCCUAGACAUCGGUAAGCACUCUAGUAGAUAGCAAUCCAAGAAGAGAUUAUUUUGAAAAAUAAUGCCAAAGAGUUAAUGUCAAUCUUUUUUUUCCCCUAAGAAAAAAAUUCCCUGAGUAUAAAAGACUUAGAUCCAUGUUUAUAAAAUAAUCACUUUGUAUAUGUCAUUAUUCCUAAUUUGGAAUAAAAACUUACAUUCUUUAGUUACGUUUGUCUUUUGUAAAUAGUGACUGCAAGGCUGUUGUUCUCUCCCAUUUUAUUAGUUAAUUUAAAUUUGAAAAACAAACUAAUAUGCUUGUUUGCUCCGGCUUAUCAAUAAAGCUCUCAGUGCAUUUGUUUCUCUCGUGGGU
Messenger RNA from Talpa occidentalis (Iberian mole), 7928 nucleotides. It is a transcript of the gene GREB1, whose product is annotated as growth regulating estrogen receptor binding 1. NCBI's taxonomy places the organism in Eukaryota, Metazoa, Chordata, Mammalia, Eulipotyphla, Talpidae. Gene Ontology annotation, biological process: multicellular organism development. The record is from RefSeq and is a predicted model, not a curated record. The transcript is spliced from 33 exons. The coding region runs from base 513 to 6359 and encodes 1948 amino acids.